CCAACCCAAGGCAGCAAGGUCAUUGUCAGCGGCCUGCAAAGCACACCCGACUUUCCAGACCCAACGUGGCGUGUUUACCGUCUGGGUUAGACCAGGAGGAAGCGAUUGACGCCCGGCAGCGCAGGGUGCCUUGCAUCUUAUGCGACCUGCACAACGGCAGAUGUGGUUUUCCAAGCCCCACUGCCCCGAGAAUUCGAUCCCAUAGUCCUCGAAUCCGCUUAUUCAUCCCUUUCACGUCCUCCGUCCCCCGAUCCCCCGAUCCCGCGAUCCCGCCAUCUUGGGAUGAGUGACCCGGUACAAGACGCCGAUGAGUACCGAUUAUAGCGCAACACCCGCAACCAUGCCCGGCGAAGAGAAUUCGAGUGCGCAUGCACCCGCACCCGCAUCCGAAGAGAGCUCGAGGACGGAUGCUACCUCAGUGACUGGCGCCCAUGACGGCUAUGACGCUCAGCAAAUCCUCGCCCUCGCGCGCCACCCUCCUCCCGGUGCCUCCGUUUAUUCUCCUACAGCUGUCCCUUCGGCCGCCCUGAACCCUCGCAGCUGCGUGACUUGCAGGAGGAGAAAGGUCCGCUGCGACAAACACAUGCCCUGCUCCAACUGCCGCCGAGCCCAGAUCCCGUGCAUCUUCCCCGCCCCUGGCCGCGCACCUCGCCGUCCCAGGCCGAAGGACCCAAAUGCGCCCACGAAGCAGCCGUCCAGCGAGCGUGAGCUAGAGUUGAUGAAGCGGUUACGGAAGCUAGAAGGAAUUGUGGAGGAGCUAAGUGGCCAGAUCGAGGUGGAAACCGUGCGUCACACCUCCAGCGCCGGCAACUCGCCCGAAACGGUGGCCGGACAUCAUGGGAGGGACGACCUAGCCCUCCGCCCACGGCUGAGCACUGGGUUCCACGCUGUGAAUCCUGCCGGCGGCGGUCACAGCCAGGAAUCACUAUCCGCCGCGUCCGGUUCUGUGGGAGCUCGGCCGCCAGCAAGACAAGCGUCGGGGACUUUGUCGGAACCCGACACACCCCACACAUCUUCCCCGGAUAUGCACAGACGAUUCGGCAGGCUGGUGCUCAAUGAGAAGGGCGUCACACGCUAUGUCAGCAGCGCCAUUUGGUCAUCCAUUACUGACGAGCUGGACGAACUACGAAAGGCGUCGCAAGAUCUCACUGACGAGGAUUCUGAUGAGUCAGACUUGGAUGCCACCCCUGAAUCUGCCGAACACGAUAAAAGCUUGUUAGAUCACCACUCCUUCAUCUUCGGGUACCGUUCUGCCGACGUCGACCUUAGGCCUUUGCACCCCUUGCCAUCUCAGAUCCCUUUUAUAUGGCAGGUCUACCAAGAAAACGUGGAUCCUGUCCUCAAGGUUGUCCACAUACCAAGCAUGAGCAAUGUAAUAAAGGGUCUGCGCCAUAAUAUGGACAGCCUCACGCCUCCCAUGGAAGCUUUGAUGUUUGCCAUUUAUUACGCCUCUAUCACUUCGCUCGAGGAAGAUGAAGUCAGGCGAAACUUCAAUGCCGAGAAAUCGAUCCUCAUUCAAAAAUACCGCUUUGCGCUUGAGCAGGCGUUAGCAAAGGCUGAGUUUCUUACCAAGCCUGACCUUACAGUUAUACAGGCCUUCUUGCUCUUCCUUGUGCUUGUCCGUCGGCACGACGACACGAGAUUCGCUUGGACUCUAACCGCUCUUGUCAUCCGCAUGAGCCAGGCGUUGGGGCUCCACCGUGACGGCUCACACUUUCCCACUUUGACCCCGUUUGAGGUAGAAAUGAGACGACGACUGUUUUGGGCCGUAUGCGUCUUGGACCUCCGGUCUGCCGAGGACCAGGGCACCGAGCUCACCAUUGUCAACCGCACAUUCGACACGCAGCUUCCGCUCAAUAUCAACGAUAGCGAUAUUUCUCCCGAGAGCGAGCGUCUCCCCGAGUCGAGAGAAGGCGUCACAGACAUGGCUUUCUCGUUGCUCCGAUAUGAAAUUUGCGCCCUGGCUAGGCGCCUGCACACGGCUUCUUCUGACAUGGCAGUUACAUGCCCUCCCGAUUCCGCCAAGUCUUUGGAGGAACGAGAAGCCUUGCUCACUGAUCUUCACAGGCGAGUCGAGGAACGGUUGUUGAAGGACAGCUCUAGUCCCAUGUCCUGGGUGACUUCCAUUUUCUGCCGUGUCAUCGUGGCCAAAAUGAGGCUUGUCAUAUACCAACCAGUCUUGUUCCCCGGUCCCGGCAACGAGUACCUCUCUGAGGAUGCGCGGGCUCGUAUUUUCAACGCCUCACUCGACAUCUUUGAGUACAGCCACAUACUGAAUACCGACCCGCGAUGCAAGCAGUGGUGCUGGCUGUUCCAGACGUGGAACCAUUGGCACGCCCUAGCCUACACCCUAAUAGAAGCUUCGCAUCGGCCAUGGGGUCCCAAGUCUGAACGGGCAUGGGCAGCGCUCAACCUGACCUUCCCGGGGCCUAAGCCUGCUGAACUUGAGAAACUGGCGGGUCACCACGGCGUCUGGAUGCCGCUUCGAAAGCUGUACCUCAAGGUGAAGAAGCACCGCGAGGCCGAGAUUGCACGUCUAAGAGCAGACCCGGAGGCUGCGCGGGAACUCGAUGUGGAAGAUCGGGCGGGAGCGUCGCCGACCAGCUUUGGGUCCAUCCCCAGCUCCGUGAAACGCGCGAUUGCCCUGGAGCGCUGGCGUAAGCUUGUCCACGCGCCGCCACCGCUCCCUGAGCCAACACCCGUGCCCGAGCAACCCGAGCAGCGGUCUCAACAACCAUGUCAAUCGGCAACGAAACCCAGCCAAGCCAGCGAAAGCACCAGUAUUGAACCGGCUGUUGGCCCGGUGUUUGCCAAGCCUGAGUUGAUGGAUUUCAUUGACACGGCCAUGGCAAGCCCGACUUUUGUCUCGUACGAUUUUGCACCGUUGAUGUUCCCCCCCGACGGACCGCCCGAUUUGAGCCGCUUCCCGUUUCUUGGAUAUCCAGCUGGACCUGGAGGCCUCUCGAGAGGAGACAGCGGCGUGGGUUUUAAUCCAGGUACAAAUACGAAUACACCAGUCCCUGCGCAAGCGAUGGGGCCCCCACUUCAUCAACAACAGCAAACCCAACCUACGGCGGUAGGGCAAACACCACACACCACUGGCACGACGGAUGAAAGCCUUCCGCCGUGGCUGUGGCCGGCUAAUGCUGCGUCGCCUGGGUUCAACGGCGUGCCGAACCUCAACACGGAGGAUGUCGAUGUCAAUAUGGACGAGACGUUUGAUUGGCAGACGUGGCAGGAGAGUCUGGGGAGGUAUGAGCUGGAGGCGAAUGGGGGGAGGGCGGGGAGUACUUGGGGGGCGGGGCUUUGA
Messenger RNA from Canariomyces notabilis, 3310 nucleotides. RefSeq lists its product as uncharacterized. Gene Ontology annotation, biological process: DNA-templated transcription; regulation of DNA-templated transcription. The record is from RefSeq and is a predicted model, not a curated record. The transcript is spliced from 4 exons. Gene Ontology annotation, molecular function: DNA binding; zinc ion binding; DNA-binding transcription factor activity, RNA polymerase II-specific. Bases 308 to 3310 code for a protein of 1000 amino acids. NCBI's taxonomy places the organism in Eukaryota, Fungi, Ascomycota, Sordariomycetes, Sordariales, Chaetomiaceae.